CACACAAUGGCGCCUCCACGAUACAGGAGCUUGCUGGACCUAGCGACGCGACGAGGGCAAUGGCUGUGCUCGUCAUGCACAAGAUCUGCCAGACGACCGCAAUGGAAUGCGCAGACGACUCGAAGCAUACAGACCUCCCAGAAGUCUGCGCAGUCGACACGGCCUGGCGCUGUUCCUAGCAUGGAGCAGAUGCGCAAGCCUUUCGAAAAGAAGAACGCGAACACCCUCUACUACACGCUAUCGAUCAUUCUCGGGACUGUCGCGCUCAGCUACGGCAGCGUGCCGUUAUACAAGACGAUAUGCCAGCAGACUGGAUGGGGAGGACAGCCGAUCAAGUCCUCGGCGCAUUCGGGGCCACUCACCGACGACGAUGAUGUGGCAUCCAGAUUGACGCCAGUCACAUCCUCUCGACGACUGCGCAUCACCUUUGCAGGAUCGACAUCCGACAUCUUGCCCUGGAAGUUCACACCCCAGCAGAGGGAAGUUAGAGUGCUGCCUGGAGAGACAGCUUUGGCAUUCUACACAGCCACCAAUAAUAGCAAGGAUGAGGAUAUCAUUGGAGUUGCCACAUACAGUGUGACACCUGCGCAGGUCGCGCCAUACUUUAGCAAGAUUCAAUGCUUCUGCUUUGAAGAACAACGUCUGAACAAGGGAGAGACCGUGGAUAUGCCGGUCUUCUUCUACAUUGAUCCAGACUUCCUCAAAGAUCCUACAAUGAGGAAUAUCGAUACGAUCACUUUGAAUUAUACCUUCUUCAAAGCAAAAUAUGAUAAAGACGGACACCUGGCGCCAGUGCCAAUGCCAUAUUGAAACGUAAAUGUAAACACAUACAGCAGAUAAACUACAAUAAGUCCCAGAAUCAGACUUUCUAUCACACCCCUCUUGAUUGACGCGAACAGCGUCAAUUCCCGAAGUUAUGCAGGAUAUCUGCUCUGGGCGGCCUAGAGCCAAAGAGGCCAUUA
Molecule: messenger RNA, 962 nt
Organism: Cercospora beticola
Lineage: Eukaryota; Fungi; Ascomycota; Dothideomycetes; Mycosphaerellales; Mycosphaerellaceae
Gene: COX11
Product: Cox11p
Cellular component (GO): mitochondrial inner membrane
Molecular function (GO): copper ion binding
Source: RefSeq, a predicted model, not a curated record